Coniophora puteana RWD-64-598 SS2 is the source of this 219-nucleotide messenger RNA. RefSeq lists its product as uncharacterized. The record is from RefSeq and is a predicted model, not a curated record. The transcript is spliced from 2 exons. Lineage: Eukaryota; Fungi; Basidiomycota; Agaricomycetes; Boletales; Coniophoraceae. The coding region runs from base 1 to 219 and encodes 72 amino acids.
AUGAAAGCCCAGCAUGCUCGACGCGAACACGCUCGGGUAGAGGUUCAGCAAGCCGUUUUCAUCGGCAACACCCUUGAACCAUGUUCGACAUAUCUAAACAUCCCGCGCCCGCUAUUGACGCCCGACAGGUUCCCGCCCUCCAAACUCCUGCCCACUUUCGCCAAGGUCGAAAUUUUUUUGAACAAGAGUGACCCACAUAUGCAGCUGUCGUCCUCGUAA